Molecule: messenger RNA, 9853 nt
Organism: Sceloporus undulatus (fence lizard)
Lineage: Eukaryota; Metazoa; Chordata; Lepidosauria; Squamata; Phrynosomatidae
Gene: PACS2
Product: phosphofurin acidic cluster sorting protein 2
Exons: 26
Coding region: 118-2832 (904 amino acids)
Biological process (GO): protein localization to plasma membrane
Molecular function (GO): transmembrane transporter binding
Source: RefSeq, a predicted model, not a curated record
UGCCUGCAGAGCCUGGGCGGGGCUUAUUGGGCCAGCGGAGCCGGCAGAGCCCCAACUCUCCUCAGAAGGCGAAGAGGGCGCCGGCGGUCCGGUUGUGUUUCCAGCAGGGCUCCUGCGAUGGCGGUGUCGGCAAUGCCCGAGCCCCGCGGGCGCUCCAGCGGCCUCCUCCUCCCCGGCGGGCCGGGCCCCUCGAGCAGCAGCAGCAGCCCGCUCCCCAUGAACCUCUUUGCGGCCUGGGAGAUGGAGGGCUCCAACCCCAGCUGCGUCCCCAGGUUGUGCAGCUUGACUUUGAAGAAACUGAUAGUAUUGAGAGAAUUGGAUAAAGAUCUCAUUUCUGUCGUAAUCGCGGUCAAAAUGCAGGGUUCAAAAAGAAUACUGCGUUCUCACGAAAUUAUGCUGAACCCUAGUGGUCGUGUAGAAACAGAACUUGCACUCACAUUCUCUCUACAGUAUCCUCAUUUCUUGAAAAGAGAAGGCAAUAAACUUCAGAUAAUGCUACAGAGGAGAAAACGGUAUAAAAACAGAACAAUUCUUGGCUACAAAACUUUGGCAGUGGGCUCUGUCAACAUGGUGGAAGUACUGCAACACCCAAGAGAAGGAGGCCAAGUUUUGAGCCUUUUCAGCAGCAUCAAGGAAGUUACAGUGAAAAUAGCAGAGAUAUGGAUCUUUUCAUUGUCUAGUCAGCCAAUAGACCAAGAGGAUAGUGCUGUACACAUGAGCCAGAAAACUAAAGCUACAGGUAAUUUCAGAAGGGAGGAAUAUGAAGCUUCUCUUCCAGAACAAGAAGCAAGUGAUGAUGCUGUUCAGGGUCAGGAUUUGGAUGAUGAUGAAUAUGAAUUGGGGAAGCCAAAGAAGCAAUGGAGAUCGAUAGUAAGAACAACAUCCAUAACCAGGCAACAAAACUUCAAGCAAAAAGUGGUGGCACUGCUGAGAAGGUUUAAAGUAACUGAUGAGGUUUUGGAUUCUGAGCAAGAUCCAGCUGAUCAUGUCCAAGAAGUAGAAGAAGAUUUAGACCUUCUCUAUGACACACUUGAUAUAGAUAAUCCCAGCGACAGUGGCCCUGACAUGGAAGAUGAUGACAGUGUCCUCAGCACUCCUAAACCAAAGCUAAAACCUUACUUUGAAGGCUUGUCACAUUCAAGCUCUCAAACAGAAAUUGGAAGCCUCCAGAGCGUCAGAAGCCAGAAAGAGCCACCCAGUCCUGUAGAAGUGCCUGAAAAUAACAAAAAUAUUGCAAGUAAACAGCCAGCAGAUAGCACCUCUGACACUGUGUGUUAUAAGACUCAACAAGAAGAUGACAACCAAGAAACAGAACAACUGUCCUCUCUGGAUAUCUUUAUUGAAAAGCUUCCACCAAGUGGCAGAAUUACAAAGACAGAAUCUCUCAUAAUUUCUUCCAGCAGAUCAGAGGGAAAACAGAUGGGUCGCAGAGGCAGAAGCACAUCACUGAAGGAAAGACAGCCAGCGAAGCAGCAGAAUGAAAGAGCCAACAGUCUGGACAAUGAGCGUUCUCCAGACACCAGGCAUCACUUACAGAUCCCUAGAAAAACUGUUUACGACCAAUUGAAUCACAUUUUGAUCUCAGAUGACAAAUUACCAGAAAAUAUCAUUUUAGUCAAUACUUCUGACUGGCAAGGACAGUUUCUUUCAGAUGUCCUGCAAAAACAUGCUCUUCCAAUAGUCUGCACGUGUUCAUCUGCUGAUAUUCAGGCAGCUUUUAGCACCAUUGUCUCCAGAAUACAGAGAUACUGUAAUUGCAAUUCUCAACCUCCCAGUCCAAUUAAAAUUGCAGUUGCUGGAGCCCAGAAUUACCUCAGUGCUGUGUUGAGGCUUUUUGUAGAACAACUGUCUCACAGAACCCCAGACUGGCUCAGCUACAUGAGAUUUCUCAUUAUACCACUAGGUUGUCACCCAGUAGCAAAAUAUCUGGGUUCAGUUGAUUAUCGAUACAACAACUUCUUUCAGGAUUUAUCAUGGAAAGAUUUAUUUAACAAACUUGAAGCACAAAAUGCUGCUCAGGAAUUGCCCGAUAUUGUCUCCAGAAUAACCCAAUACAUAGUGGGAGCAAACUGUGCCCAUCAGUUACCCAUUGCAGAAGCAAUGUUGACAUACAAACAAAAAAGGAAAAAGACCUUUCAGUUUGAUUUUAAUAUAAGCCCAGAUGAAGAAUCAGCCCAGAAGUUCAUCCCUUUUGUUGGAAUAGUAAAAGUUGGAAUAGUUGAACAAUCCUCUGCAACUUCAGGUGACUCGGAUGAUGCAACUCCCUGUAGUUCGAGUAUCCUUUCCUCUACCCCGCCUUCUGUGUCUCCUGCUGUGAAGGAAUCUUCCCCCACCCCACCUUCCUCACCAUCUGUCACAGGCAGUUUUGCUUCCUCCAGCCAUAGUCUUGGUAUGGAACUGAUGGGACUUCAGGUAGAUUACUGGAUUGCAUCUCAUCCUAUGGAGAAGAAGAGAGAUUCAGAAAAAAGAGAUCCCUCCACUGCCAAAAACACACUGAAAUGCACUUUUCGGUCUCUCCAGGUCAGCCGGCUGCCUAUAAGUGGAGAAACUACUUCUACUCCUACUAUGUCAAUGACGAUUGUGACAAAAGAAAAAAACAAAAAAGUGAUGUUUCUGCCUAAGAAAGUAAAAGACAAAGAGUAUGAUUCUAAGAGCCAGUGUAUUGAUGGUAUCAACCGUCUGAUUUGCACAGCAAAGAAUCAGCAGAAUAUGUUGCGGGUGCUUAUAGACGGAGUGGAAUGGAAUGAUGUGAAGUUCUUCCAGUUAGCAGCACAGUGGUCUUCCCAUGUCAAGCAUUUUCCCAUCUGCAUAUUUGGACAUUCCAAAUCCUAAUGUAGGAUAAUUCCUGUGAUACCACCAAACACUGAGUGACAGCUGUUUGCGUUCUCAUGCAUUUACUUAUGUAUGUGCUUGGAUAACUGCUUAGUUAUACUGAUGUUUGUUCUUCAUUUGGCUGCGAGGAAAGAAGAAUACUUGAAACAGCAGCAAUUCAGUUUUAAUUCUUGGCAUACAUCUAAGCCACUUGCAGGACUCAUGAAAAUGUCAAAGUAAUUAUUGCUUAUUAACAUGGAAAUAGUUGAGCAAUGGGAGGUUUAUUUGGCAGCAGGUUAGGGAUGGUGGUUAUACUAUUUCAACAUGAAAGAUCUAAACUGGAGAGGACUCUCUGACUUUUUCUAUCUAUUCACCUCUUAAUCGUUCAGAUUACUUCUUUUCAUAAUUGUUUACCUGUCUGGGGUAUCUGAUUAUUUUGCCCCCUUUCCCUUCCCCCCCCCCCAUAUUUCCCUUUUGCUAUGUGGCAUUAUUGCUAUUGCUAGCCGUUGGGCAACACAAGUUUUUUAAGAUGUCAUUUUGGAGAUUGAGAAGGAGGGAAACAUUUAGAUUCCCUUGUUAGCACUUAAUGUCUGGAGUUCAACCAGUCUUACUGCUCCACAUGAGGAGGAUGGAAGGAGAAAGGAGUUUGGAGCAUUGUGAAUUGGCAUGUGUUGUUAUAAGAUUGGCUCAGAAAACUAUUUAACUUGUUUCUGAUUUUAUUGGAAAUAACCAUUCUUUUCUGAAUCAGUGUCCCGAUUCAGGCAAGUAGAAGUAAGCUUAAACUACCAUAAUACUGUUAAGAUACUUCUCUCCUUGUGUCCAGAUUUUCUACUUGCUAGAAUUAAAAUUGCCACUCAUUUGUUUGCUUCGUCUAGGACUGUAUGAUUGGGAUUUUACCAGAUAAGAUGGGGUAAAGCAGAAUAUGAAAUCUAAAUCAUGUCUAUUAUAUCUCAGUGGUUCCAAUAUAUACCAGUAUAAUCUAUAAUUUUUCCAUUUACAAAAAUCCUUAUUGUGAGAAAGGUACUACUGAAAUUACCACCAUGUAGAAUACACAUUUGGGCUUUGUGUGUGUGUGUACUGUGACUUAGCAUGUAGCAUUUACUAACUUUUCAGUACAACCCUGACCAUUAAAUGUGAGAUAAUACUUGUAAAUAUUAUGUUGCCAAAAAAGGGCCAGAGAAGUGGAGCUGGUCUUCAGCUUCGUGAAACUGAUUUCCCCCCAACAUGACACUAAUAUCUUGGGGGGGGGGGGGUGUCACCAUAUAUAACACUUCCUAUUGUUUUCUUAUCCUGUUGAAGCACUUUGACCUUCUUUCUCUUCUGUGCCUGUAAGGCUCUUUUUCUAUACCCCAUUAAACUAGGAUGUUUGAAAUAUAUGUCCCAAAGCUCACUGCUUCCAGUGGGGGAUAUAAAUUGUGAUCUCCAAACUAACAUAUCUGAGAGAUAAAAGUAUUCCACAGGUUUAAAUCUGGAGGAAGUUCAUAGCUUGUGCUUCUCCCGCAAAUAAAAAUUCUUCAGUGAUGGAAUAAAUGUUUGUUCUAGUAUACAUAUCUUGGGAAAUUUCCUCCAAGCUUUUCUAUCUGGCCAUAAAGAUGAUCCUCCUCCUCCUCCUCCUUGUUUCAGUCUUCUUACUAGCUGGUAGUUUUCUUAUUCUUUAACCAGCUCUGUGUGGAUUAGUAACUCUGAAAGGGAGUUUACAGGAUGAAGUGCUAGUUGCAGAUUAGUAAUCGUGAAUAUUUGUGGGCAAACUGCAAACCUCCAAGAAGAGGAGUGCUUGGUGCAUGCUGUUCUUUGCACCAAAAGAAGAACAUGUAUUGUUAGUAUAGUAGAUCUCUCUUAAAAGAAAAUUGAAAAGCUACUGUUGAAGACACCUGUAAAGCCACUGUUGUAUAGGUCUUGAGGGGGGAAAGAUGUCUGUUACAGACAUCUGUUUUAUAUUUAUUUUAUUUUUUAAAAAAUGCUAUGCAUCACAUGAUUACUUCCGUUUCUGCUGCUAUUCUGAGAAAAUGACACUAACUUUUUGUCAGGGAGCAACACUCCUUUGACAAUAUGAUCUAAUCUGAGGAAAUUUGCCUUGCUGCUCUAGGAUAGCUGCCAGUAAUGCCUUGGAGAGAAAGCACACAAGCACAUAAUUGUUUCUCGUGAUGUUGUGAAAUGGACACAAGAGACCUGAAAAGAAGGUGUUUGGCUUGUCCAAGCAUAAUAAUCCAAACACAUUUCAUCUUUACUAUCUAAUUUACAGUGCUCUUGACUGGUUAGUAGUGAUUGGGACAGCCUUUGCGUUUCUUUGCAAUAAUAUUGUCAAUAGAUGUAAUUAAAGAUUUUAUCAGUUGUACAUAGAGACAAAUUGUAACAUGUCUGGGUCUUCCAUACUUCCCAUGACAACUAUUGUGCUCUCAGCUGAGGUGAAUCUUCAGUUGUUAAACUUUUCAACUGUGAUUCAGAAUAGAAUAUACUGUAUUUCUGCAAUUGUAUGUUAAGACAUAUUCUCUAUAAAACUUGUGGGAAAGGUCUUCAGUCUGAGAGCACUAGAUUCAUUCCUACCUCAUUCUAUCCCCAAAUACAAAUAUAAACACAACUUCUGGUCAAGUUUGACCUGAACAUUCAAGAAACCAAUAAUUAGUACUGCAAAAUUCAGACUGUUAGCAUUGCUGCUUUUCCCUUCUCUUAAUUCAUUAAAAUAUAGGACAACAUACUAAAGCUGAACUGGUUAGGGUAUCAAGCUCCUGGUAUAGCAGUCAAUGCUUUUUUCUUGCAGAUAUAGAACUGCUGACUGAGGAGUUGAUAGAAACAUUCUUCUCAAGCAGCUUCAUCUCAUAUCACAUUUGACAGCAUCAAGAAAUGCUAUGCUGCUUCAUAAUCAGAAAAAGUAUGUAUAUGAAUUAUUGCUAGGGAAAAAACUUAGAGCAGGUAAGCAGGAUUGAAAAUGAAAACAGUUUGUUCUUGGUGACAGCUGUUGUUGGAAUUCUCUAGGGCUGCUGAAUUCCAGCUUCAAUUCUUCCAUAUUAAACUUUUCAACAAUUGUGACAAAUAUAACCCUAGUGUCCUUUUAGGACUUAUUCAGCCGUGAACAUUUAUAAGAAAACAUAGAUAGAACUUUCUAAUAACAGAGGUGUGGAAGGCUAGGGGGAUGCAUUAGUUCUUUGAGAGAUCUUAGAGCCCCACACCUGUCCACCACAUCUGCUUUUGCAACUUUUUUGUAUUUAAAAGAACACUUUUGCCCUCAAAUCCCUUCUUGGGGGUAUGGGUGCCAUUUUCAUUGUCCUUUGGGGGCCAUUUUAGGACAGGAAGAGGAGGUUUUUUUAACAACAAUCUCACAUAAGUCAUUCCCUGUUUUAAAAAGGCCUCUCCUGGGCCUAAAUUUUCCCUGGAGGAGCACAACAUAUAAUGAGAAUGCACCUCAUGACUCCUAGAAAAUAUUUUGAGGCAUUUGGGGACAAAAAAUGUUUUUCGGAAAAAAAUGCAAAACAUGUUUUUGACUCCUGGGGACACCUUCAGACAUCAUGGAAAUGCCCUCCCCAUCCCCUAAGUGCAUUUUGGAGCAAAAAAGUAUUUUUCUUUAGGGGAUUGCAUGUGGCCCACGAGCUGCACUUUGCCCAACCUUGCUGAUAGGAAAAAUGAAGUAAGCCACAUGUCAGCAUUAUCACCUGUGAAGACACACAUGUGGUUUUUCCUACAUAAAAUGCAAUCCUUCAAGAAGGUCUUUGUAGUAAAGCAAUACCCAGAGUGCUGCUAACAAGCAGAGAAAAGGAUUUGAGCCAGUAGUUAACAGGCACAGGCAGCCAAAUCAAGUAAAAGGAAAUGAAAAGAUGUACCCUGAUGACAUUUCUCUCUGCCUUCUACUGUUGCCUUGGGAAGACUUUACUUACUAUACUGAGGGGGACCAACGGUGUGUGGCCUCUAUAUGAAAAGGCUGGCAAUGGGAUAAGAUAUGAAAUUAACCUUGUUAGGAGAGAGAAAGGGAGAAUGCAACACUGCAGUUUUUUCUGGACCUCUGAGCAGCUUUGAAUACCACUGAUCAUGGUAUCCUUUUGGGAAGACUGUCUCUGAGACCUUUGCAUUCUUUUAUGAUGAUUCUGCUCUGACCCAUAGAAGGAGUUCCAGAAGGUGGUGCUGUGGCUCUGUUGCUUUCCUGCACUGACACUGGGGGCUUCAUGAGUUCAGUUCUGCUUCCCUUACUCUUUAAUGUGAACUUAAAACCAUAGAUGGAAGGAGUGAGAUGUCAUCAGUAUGCAAAUGAUACUGAGCUCUAUUUUUCCUUUUCCUCAAAUGUAGUUGAGGAAGUAACGAUUCUGAAUUGAUGGUGGGAUGGAUGAGGCUGAUAAACUUAGAUUCAAAAAAGAUAAAAUAAAAGUUCAGUUAGUGUGCCAUCUAUUUGUCCAGUUAACUGGUGCUCCACCUGCUUUACAAGGGUUUGCAUUCCCCAAGAAUGAGCAGUUGGUAGUUUAGGGUUGCCCAUAGAUCCAACUGUUACCUGAAGCCUCAGUGGCUUCAGUAGCAUGGGGCCCUUUUUACCAAGUUUGACCGAUUUACCAACAAAAACCUUCUCUGGACAGAGAUAGUUUCACUACUGUUAUCUGUAUACUGGUAGCCUACUUCCUGGAUUACUGCAAUACAUUGUAUGUGGUCUACCUCUGAAGAUGGUCCAAAAACUUCAGUUAGUGCAGAAUGGAGCAGCAUGGCAGCUCAGUGGGACUGGUGUUUUUAAACACAACACCUCAGUUACCAGUCAGUUUCCAUGCCUUACAUGAACUGUUGGUGCUAAAUGUUGAAGCCAGGAUGAGCAAAGUAUGGCAGCAAAACAGGGUUGGGUCUUCCAAAUAUUGUUGAACUGUAACUCCCACCAUUCCUCAUUAGUAUCUGUUGACUAGGAAUGCUGGGAAGUGCAGUCCAGCAACUGCAAUCCAGCAAAAUUGAUAGCACAUUUUGCCAAAUCUUGCUUUAAAAUACUAAAUACUAGUGGCCAGAAUAGUGUAAUGGCUAGCUGCCAGAAAAAGACUUACUUAGUAGCGGUUCUCUGUGGAAUGUCCUCAGAAGAGAAAUCCAUCUGGCUUUCUCAUUGGUAGCAUUUAGAUGCCAGGCUAGGAUUUUCCUCUUCUAGCAGGCAUUCAGUCCUGAUUUUUAUUUUUGUCUUUACUAUUUAAGUUUUAUUGCUCUCUCUUAAUUUCACAAGAGGUUUUGAUAUGUCUACUGCAUUUAAUUUUGUUAAAAGUUAUUAUCCUGUGUUUUUAUAUUUGUAAUCCACCCACAAUACAUUUUAAAGUUCUGUCAUGUAUAAAAAUUGUAAAUAAAUAAAAACUGUAAAAUAGGUGAAUAUUUGGGCUGAACUGAAAAGAGCACAUUUGUGUAUAUUGAAGCGCAGUACACAGGUUAUUCUAGAAUGGUCCAACAUGUUGAUGUUCUUCACCAGCUGGUUCAAGCCAAAAAUUAAUUAUUCCUCUUUUAUCCAUGUUGGACUGCUUCUCUGAAAUGAUAGUGUUCGGCCCUGAAGCAACGCUGUUAUAGAAAGAUGUGUUACAUUUCUCUGCUGAGAACUCUGCAGAUACUGCUGGUAGGUCUACAGUGUUCUUCCUUUCCCGGUAUUUUUUACUGUUGUAAUUGCUUUUUCCAUAAUAUGUUCAAGGAAAAGGUUGGUGUGGUUCCAGAACCAGCUUCACUUAUUGGAAGUUUAUUGAAUAUCACCACAGAAGCUUUGCUUCCUAUGCACUGUCUCACUGGUUUUAUGUAAAUUCUUGUAGCAUUCAGUCCAAGGAAUGGAUCUGUUAUGUCUGGAGACAUGUACUGAAAAAAAUCACUUGGGUUCUGGUUUGCUUAAGUAGAUAUUUUCAUCCUAAUCUAAAUCAGUUUGCUCACUACAAGUGUCUUGUCCCAUUUUAUACACCGUAGGAGUUACAUUUUCAUGCAUUGGAGUUUAUCCGUUCAUUUUAGUUGUCAUAGGAAUACAUGUGUGUGUAAAAAAAGAGUGGGACCAAAUGGUCAUGAAGUGCAAGGGCUGAGAUUGAGAUUCAGUAUAAUUAGAACCAGUUCUCCUAGGGAUGGGGUGAAUCUUUCACAUCAGGUGGACAAGGAGGGAUAGUGAGUCAGUCCCAUCCCAACAAGCCCCCAUGAGCAGGGUGGCUGAUUUGAAGAAACAAAUGGUGGCCCCUCUCUCACAGUUGUGGCAAAUGCUGCAGCAAAAGAGUGGUGGCAUGAUUCUCUGAAGUAGCUUUCUCAUUAGUAUCUUAAUGUGAGGUUCCUGCGCAGUCGGUAUUUUACUUUCAAGGAGUCCCCAUAGAGCAAGUUAUCAUAGGGGCAUUCUGAAAAGCCAACCAAGGCAGAAUCCCUCCAUCCAAGUAGCUUCUUCAGACUGAGGCAUUGUAGAUUAGAUAGUUGCAGAGACUUCACAGUGCGGCAUCCAGGUAUUAAUGGGGUUGCAAUGGAAGUAAUGGAGGAAGGGAUGGGGGGGAUUGUAUACCUGGCUUAGGCAAUGUUAGCCCAACUCUGUAAACCAUAAACGUAUAUAAAACAAGCACUGUGGUCUUGUAUAUAUUCAAGUUUUUUCUUGUCAAAAACUACCUCUUCCAUUUCAUGGCCACUUGGUCUCACUGAUUGCAUGGUACAAGAUGGAUAGGUUUAGUUUACACUCCUUAGUUACCUGUUUGUUUCCAAACUGCUACUCAGAACACUUGCUCCUAAGUUUUAAGAAAGAAUAAGGGAAAACUCAGCAAACAAGCGAAUUGUAGAUUUCCUUGAAAAGAGAAACAGAUGAGGUGAAUAUCUUGCCUCUUAAAGUAAAGAAUCCAAGAACUGGCAGCUUAGCCCUAUACAUCGUUCUGUGUGCAGCUUGUGAAGUAUGUUGAAAGUGAACUUACUGGACAAUAUAGUAUUGCUCAGACUGUCAAAUGAAGGGAUGCUGCCCAUGAUACCUAUUUCUGAUCAGUCCAUCUUUUUCAUUGAAUUUUUUUAAAGAUGGUAAAUGUACAUAGCUUUUUUUGGAAUAAAUUGCAAUGUAGACUAUGAAAUAUUUUAUUAUACUAAUGCACCACUAAUAAAACUGGAUUGG